Molecule: messenger RNA, 1219 nt
Organism: Mercurialis annua (annual mercury)
Lineage: Eukaryota; Viridiplantae; Streptophyta; Magnoliopsida; Malpighiales; Euphorbiaceae
Product: RNA polymerase II C-terminal domain phosphatase-like 4
Exons: 1
Coding region: 98-1213 (371 amino acids)
Cellular component (GO): nucleus
Molecular function (GO): RNA polymerase II CTD heptapeptide repeat phosphatase activity
Source: RefSeq, a predicted model, not a curated record
GGACACGUGUACAUUUAUAAUCUCUAUAAAUAGCACCAUCAUCAAACAAUAAACAUUACGUUAUUCAUUAUUAUAAUUUUCACCCGCCGCUAAUACCAUGGCCAUGUCCUUUCCGCCGCCCACCGGCAAGGUUUCGUGCACACAUCCAGGAACUUUUGGCGACAUGUGUAUUUGCUGUGGACAAAGGUUAGCCGAAGAAACUGGCGUCAGCUUUAGGUACAUUCACAAGGGUUUAAGGCUCUGUAACGACGAAAUUGCGAGAUUACGUGACAAUGAUUUAAAGAAUUUGCUACGACAUAAGAAGCUCUACUUGGUGCUUGAUCUUGACCAUACUCUGCUUAAUUCUACUCAGUUUAUGCAACUGACUCCAGAGGAAGAUUACUUGCAAAAUAGUUCAAAUGACAGCCUCUUCAAAUUGGAUUGCAUGAACACGAUGACGAAAUUAAGGCCGUUUGUACGAGAGUUUCUUAAAGAAGCGAGUCAGAUGUUUGAGAUGUACAUAUACACAAUGGGCGACGGAUUAUACGCGAAGCAAAUGGCGAAGCUUCUUGACCCGGGAGGUGACUACUUCGACGGCAGAAUUAUAUCUCGGGACGACGGAACGGAGCGGAAUCGGAAAGGCCUCGACAUUGUGCUAGGGCAAGAAAAUGCGGUAUUAAUCUUGGACGAUACUGAGAAAGCGUGGACAACAAGGCAUACGGAAAAUUUAAUACUGAUGGAAAGAUAUCAUUAUUUUGCGUCGAGCUGUUCGCAAUUUGGAUUCAAUUGUAAGUCUCUGUCGCAAAUUCAGAGCGACGAGAGUGAGUCUGACGGAGCACUGGCCUCUACUCUCAGGGUUUUAAAGAAAGUUCACCGUAUGUUCUUUGAGGAGAUGGUGGAUGAUGAUGAUGUUAAUGGCCGAGAUGUGAGACGGGUAUUGUGUACUGUUCGUAAAGAUGUGCUGAAGGGAUGUAAAAUUGUGUUUAGUAGAGUGUUUCCUACGCACUUUCAAGCUGAGAAUCACCGUCUCUGGAAAAUGGCUCAGAAUUUGGGCGCUGUUUGCUGUACAGAACGUGACUCGUCGGUAACUCAUGUGGUGUCGGCCGAAUCUGGAACAGAGAAGUCUCGUUGGGCUCGGAAGACGGGCAGAUUUUUGGUUGAUCCGCGGUGGAUUGAAGCUUCGAAUUAUUUCUGGCAGAGGCAACCGGAAGAUAACUUUCCUGUCAAGCAAUAGUUCAAC